Messenger RNA from Knipowitschia caucasica, 2964 nucleotides. NCBI's taxonomy places the organism in Eukaryota, Metazoa, Chordata, Actinopteri, Gobiiformes, Gobiidae. The record is from the annotation of a GenBank genome assembly.
AUGAAAGAGAACGCCAGAGCAUGUAUUUGGUUUGAUUUUGAAGGGCUGUCCCGGAUGUGUGAUGGUUUAGCGUCUUGGCUGUCUUGUGCCCGCCUCGGCUCACCUCAGCUCAGGGUCCACACACAGCGGACAAGGAAAGGGUCAGCCAUGUUGAGAGCGCUGCGUCACCGAAGCUGUGGGACGCGCUGCUGCCUUGCUGUCCAGCGCCGCUACGAGCACCACCGGGCCGUCAUCGCCAUCCGCCGAGAGGACAUCAACCCCUGGGAGAGGAGGGCACCGCUGGCCCCGAGACACGUCCGCGAGCUCACCAACGCCGGAGUCAAAGUCCUGGUGCAGCCGUCCAACCGCAGGGCCAUCCACGAGAAGUACUAUGCCAAAGCGGGGGCCAUGGUUCAAGAGGACAUUUCUGAAGCGUCCCUCAUAGUUGGAGUGAAGAGGAUGCCAGAGGACCUGGUGAUGCCCAGAAAGACCUACGCCUUCUUUUCUCACACCAUCAAAGCUCAGGAGGCCAACAUGGCGCUCCUGGAGGACCUGUUAAAGAAGGAGGUGCGCCUGAUCGACUACGAGAAGAUGGUGGAUCCCAACGGUUUCCGAAUUGUGGCUUUCGGCCAGUGGGCGGGAGUGGCAGGAAUGAUCAAUAUUUUGCACGGCCUGGGACUGCGGCUUCUUGCUCUCGGUCACCACACUCCCUUUAUGCACAUCGGCAUGGCUCAUAACUACAGAAACGUCAGCCAGGCCAUCCAGGCGGUACGCGACUGCGGCUACGAACUGUCCAUGGGGCUGAUGCCUAAGUCCAUUGGACCAGUGACGUUCUGCUUCACCGGGACUGGAAACGUGUCAAAGGGAGCUCAGGAUAUCAUCAAUGAGCUGCCUGUGGAAUAUGUGGAGCCACACGAGUUAAAAGAUGUCUCAGAAACUGGAGAUUUGACCAAAGUCUAUGCCACCGUGCUGAGUCGCCACCAUCACCUCGUGAGGAAAAGUGACGGCAUCUAUGACCCCCUGGAGUACGAAAACCACCCCGAGCUGUACACGUCCCACUUCAGGACCAGCGUAGCGCCUUACACCACCUGCCUGAUCAAUGGCAUUUACUGGGAUCGCCACACCCCACGCCUCCUCAGACGCCUGGAUGCCCAAAAGUUAAGAAGACCGCCCAAAAACGCCUUGGUGUGCAACGAAGGCUCGCCCGCACUGCCCCAUAGACUUUUAGCCAUCUGCGACAUAUCGGCAGACACGGGGGGCUCCAUAGAGUUCAUGACCGAAUGCACCACCAUCGAUAAGCCUUUCUGUAUGUACGACGCCGACCAGCACAUUGACCAUGACAGAUCUGACUUUCCUUUACACUACAGUGUUGAGGGUAAUGGAAUCCUCAUGUGCUCUAUCGACAACCUGCCCGCGCAGCUACCCAUCGAGGCCACCGAGUACUUUGGGGACCGCCUCUUCCCCUACAUCUGGGAGAUGUUGCCUUCAGACGCCACCAGACCACUCGAAGAGGAAGAAUUCAGCCCGCAAGUCAGAGACGCUGUCAUAACUUCAAACGGGAAACUCACGCCAAAGUUUGAGUACAUUGACAAACUGCGGGAAAGGAGGGAGAAGGCUCAGAUCAUGAAGAAGAGUGGGAUGAAGAGAGUCCUGCUGCUGGGGACUGGCUACGUGUCGGGCCCCGUCGUGGAGUACCUGACCCGGGACGACAAGACCCAGGUCACCGUGGCCUCUGUGGUUCUGAGGCAGGCUGAGGAGCUCGCUGCAAAAUACCCAAACACCAUCCCAGUGGUGAUGGACGUGGGCAGCCAGGAGGGACAUCUGGACUCGCUCAUCAAAGACCAUGAUCUGGUCAUCAGCCUGUUGCCGUACACGUUCCAUCCCCUCGUGGCCAAACACUGCAUUCAGAGGAAGAAGAACAUGGUGACGGCCAGUUACCUGAGCCCAGACAUGAAGGCGCUGGAGAGCAGUGCGCUGGAGGCUGGCAUCACCAUCGUGAAUGAGAUGGGACUGGACCCUGGCAUAGACCACAUGUUGGCCAUGGAGUGCAUCGACCAGGCUAAAGUUGACGGCUGCACCGUGGAGUCGUACAUCUCAUUCUGCGGAGGACUUCCAGCCCCAGAGUGCUCAGAUAACCCUCUGCGCUACAAGUUCAGCUGGAGUCCAUACGGGGUGCUAAUGAACACCAUCAGCACGGCCGUCUACCUGAAAGACGGAGAGGUUGUGACCGUACCGCCCGGUGGAUCCCUGAUGGAGUCUGCGGCUGAGAUGGACUUCUUCCCUGGGUUUAACCUGGAAGGCUACCCCAACCGAGACAGCACCAAGUACGCCGAGCCGUACGGGAUCCAGAGUGCCCACACGCUCCUCAGAGGAACCCUGCGUUUCAAGGGCUUCACCAACGCCAUGAGUGGAUUCGUCAAACUGGGCCUGAUCGACAGCAAAGCAUGCCCUCUCCUUGAGCGGAACGCCUCCGCUGUUACCUGGAAAGAUAUCCUGUGCAAACAAAUGGGACUGACCCCUUCCAUUUCCCAAGAGUCCUUUGAAGAGGCGGUUUACGAGCGAGUCGGGAGAGACCAGUUCAGGAUGGAGACGCUCCGAUGGUUCGGGAUGCUGGGAGAAGAAGUGGUGCCGCAUGCCGACAGUGUGCUCACCGCGCUGGCUAAACAUCUGGAAGUCAAGCUGUCGUUUGGCAAGAGGGAGCGCGACCUGAUCGUGAUGCGCAACGACCUGGGCCUGCGACACCCGACUGGCGAGCUGGAGACCAAGCACAUCAGCAUGGUGGUGUACGGCGACCCCGACGGCUUCUCCGCCAUGGCCAAGACUGUGGGCUACCCCGCGGCCAUCGCAGCGCGCAUGCUCCUGGACGGUGAGAUCCGCUCCAAAGGGCUGGUGAUCCCCAUGACGAAGGAGGUGUACGCUCCGGCACUGGCCCGACUCAAAGAAGAAGGAAUCCAAAUCGUCACCAAGUCCACGCUGCACGAGUAG